Messenger RNA from Orbicella faveolata, 3556 nucleotides. RefSeq names its product pantetheinase-like. Lineage: Eukaryota; Metazoa; Cnidaria; Anthozoa; Scleractinia; Merulinidae. Gene Ontology annotation, molecular function: hydrolase activity, acting on carbon-nitrogen (but not peptide) bonds, in linear amides. The record is from RefSeq and is a predicted model, not a curated record.
AGUGAUAGUUGACUCGGGCAAGCGAUAGAAAUCUCAAGCUCAUUAAAAAAUAAUAAAUCUUAUUGACAAUGUUUAAUACAAGAAUACAUUUUAUGAGAAUAUCGAGGGUGAAAUUUGCGAAAUUUUUAGGAUAUGUUAAGAAAAACUCGUGCCUGCGAUUUUGGAGAGAAUAUAGUUUUUUGUGUUGAGGAUUUGUAAAUACAAUAAAGUUAUAUUUUUUUUAACUAAACCGUAUAAAAUUCUUCCUUUAUCUAAUCGGCAAAAGUAGCCAAAAAAAACAACGGAAACAGCACUAGCCGUAUUCAAUGCUAAUAACAUUUCUUUAGGAAGUUAUUAAAUGCCUGCAGGCGGGCUGAAAUUACUUUAACAACAUCCAGACACCAAUUACAUUCGAAAACUGAAAUGUCGUACGCUAUAAUCUAAGAAUAUUCACAGGAAUAUUUUCAUCAUAAAAUCGGCAGAAAAUAGAAAUAUUCAGCCUCGGUCGGGAAAACAAUACCGAGUGGCAUGAAAUUUUCGCGGGAGUUAAAUUUCGCGGACUUUGGAUUUUUCGAGUUUCGCGGGAAGAAAUUUUCCCGAAUUUGGAUUUCAGCCUUUACUCCUGGGAAUAAUUUUUCGCGGAUUUCAUGUACAGUACUUGAAAGUAACAAAAACGGAAGCCAUAUGGUCGUUUUUGUUACGCUGUUUGCAACCAAUUUCAUUGCAAUUCAGCAAUGUAAUUAAAAGAAGUAAAUUUUCGCGGAAUUUUUUUGAAGACGGGGUUUUGUUUUCACGGGAUUUAAUUUUCGCGGAUCGCGAAAAUUAGAUCCCACGAAAAUGUCAUCUCCCCGGUAUUCUUCUAAACCAAAGAGUGUACCACGUUAGUCUGGUGAUUCUAGGGCCUUACUGCCCGCACAGAGAGUCUUGUAACUUCAAGUUGUUUAUCUCAGUUUAUCGGGCGUACAAUACCCCACGGAUGGUCGUUCAUCUACUGGCCUCCCACAAAGAUCCUGUUUAAUUUUUUCGUUCUCUAAACUUAAGUUCCUAUUGGCUGUUUCAAAAAUUUGUAGUUCCCUGCUGAAAGACGUGUGGAAGUGUUUGGGUUAGUAUUCUAUUAAAAGGAUGUUUACUCUUCCCAAGGUCAGUUUGCGCGUGUUGCCCGGGUUUGGCCCAUAAAUAAUUCCCUAGAGUUCGAUGAAGAUUUGUGCUAGACACGAGUCCGAACAAUAACCGAGUGCCUCCUCAUUUCGAUGGCGGCAAACCAACAUUAGGUUUGGGAUUGGGGAAAAGAAUAGAAAAUAGUAAGAACCAUUCUUCUCGGUUGGCUCAGGUUAAUCGGAUACUGUCGUUCCAUUGUAGGGUCAUUGUACACUGAACAGUUAAACUAGUCAUUCAAUCUGAUAAAAUAGAAGAUGCCCUGAAUCGAUGUGUUCUAUUGCGGCGGCGUUUUCUGUCGCCAAAAUCAUGACACAAUUGUUCAUCGAAAGGCCUAGAUUAGUAGCUCACCAUGAGUGGCGCACUUCAACCUUGUUUUGGCUACUUAUAUGAUCUUCAGAUGAAUAAUGGAAUAUGAUCCGACAACUGACCUUCAGGGUCUAUUUAAAAGAGAACAGCCGUCUGAUCAUGCGUCGGCAUUGCGAUUCGUUAGGGCUGUGCAUCUGGCGAGGUUCCUCCUUCAGCAAACUUGUUAGAAAUCCUGAACUGCUUGAAUUUAAACCAAGGUCCAACGAUCGCAGACGUCACAGGAAUUCCAACAGUUUACUUUAAGAAAAGGAUAUUAAAGAUGCAAGCACAUCAUGUCUUGCUUUUAGUGCUGGUUGCUUUGGAACCAAGGACUAUAUCGACUGCCUCCAGUGCAAAACCAGAGUUUGUCGCCGCUGUGUAUGAGCAUGCUUUUGUCGUAGUUGAAAACAGAACAAUUGUACGCCCCCAAAAAGAAGCUGUAGCGAUUGUUAUGCAAAACAUGGAUGUAUAUGAAGCGCAGAUGAAAAAAGCUGAAGAGCAGAAUGCGAAUAUUAUCGUCUUUCCUGAAUAUGGUUUAACUGGUUUUGGUUACACACGGCAAUCCUUUAGACCAUUCCUGGAGAACAUCCCAGACCCAGAGAAGGUCAGCUGGAAUGCAUGCCAAGAUCCACAGGCAAACAGCUCCUCACCUAUUCUUCACCGCCUCAGCUGUCUCGCAAAAACCUAUAAUAUGUAUCUUGUAGCAAACAUGGGAGACUUAAAGCCAUGCAAUAAAAGCACUGAUGAACACUGUCCAACUGAUGGUCGCUACCAGUACAACACUAAUGUAGUAUUUGACGACGAAGGCAAACUUGUGGCCAGGUAUCAUAAACAACACCCUUUCUUGAAUGAGAUGAAGGUUGUCGAUCGACCACUUGCACCUGAGUACAUCACCUUUCAGACGCCUUUUGGUAAAUUUGGAACCUUUAUAUGUUUUGAUGCACUGUUUCAUGAUCCUGCAGUCCCACUGGUCACUGAGUACAAAGUCGAUCACAUAGUCUUUCCUACUGCAUGGUUUGACGUGCUUCCCCUUUUCGCAGCCAUUGGAUUCCAUGGGUCGUGGGCUCGUGGAAUGGAAGUUAAUUUCCUUGGAGCAAAUACCCAUGUGCCACGAUUGUUAAAUACAGGAAGUGGGAUCUACAGUCCAACGGGUGCUAAGAAAUACUUCAGGAGCCUGUCUUCCAAUGGUUCCCUCUCAGUUGCAGCAUUGCCCAGGGAUCCAAAGAACAUGCCACAUAACAUCUCUGUGGUAAAAGCAGAAAAGAUUCAGCAAAGAGACACCGGGACUGGAGAUUCCUUCUAUUCCGACCUGUUUGGUGAUCUGUUCUUUUUCAAAGAGCUUAGCAAACCAGAAGGAACUUUGGAUGUGUGUUACAAUGGGAGUGACAUUUGCUGCUCUCUCACCUACAAGAUGACAGAGAAACGAGGUGAUGAGAUGUAUGCUGUAGGUGUCUUUGAUGGUCUUCACACAAGAGAGGGACAAUAUUACCUUCGAAUCUGUGCCUUAAUCAAAUGCCUUGGAUCGAGCCGUGAUUCCUGUGGACAAAGAACCUACAGUGCAAGCACAAUCUUUGAGUCUUUCACCCUGCAAGGUGAGCUGGACACUCCAUAUGUUUAUCCACAAGUGGUGGCAGAUGGGGUAUCACUUCUGCCUGGAGAAUGGGAUCAUAACAUUCCACCUGUAACUCAUUUGCAGAGCAAACAACAACUCAGUAAAGGACUCUUGACUGCAGCACUUUUUGGGCGUGUGUAUGAAUUGGAUGACGGCUCCAUCAUUGAAUCAUCUGCAGCACACUUCCAUGGUCAUUUUAUUCUUGUUUCUCUGCUUACAUUGAUUGCACAUUUGGUAUUUUGAGGGUUAUGUACAAAAGGGAUAUAAUUCUUUUUUAAGUUAACCCUUCUGCUCCUGUGCCAGUAGAUGAUAAUUUGCAGUAAUAGUAGGUUUCCAACACAUGCUUGUGUAAGCUAUUAGUAAAAAUAGAACUUGACUAUUCCAAAACCUUGGAAACCCAAUUUGUGACACUAUUAGAAUUAACUCUAAUUAUAACAACAGUUCCGAUUCAAGCAAAACAGA